AUGCGGAAGGUGGUUUUGGUCACGGGGGCGAGCAGUGGCAUCGGUCUAGCCCUCUGCAAGAGGUUACUAGCAGAAGACGAUGUGCUUCACCUGUGUUUGGCGUGCAGGAACAUGAGCAAAGCUGAAGCCGUCCAAGCUGAUCUGCUGACCUCUCACCCCACAGCCGAGGUCACCAUUGUGCAGGUAGAUGUUAGCAACCUGCAGUCCGUGUUCCGGGCCUCCAAGGAGCUCAAACAAAGGUUUCAGAGAUUAGACUAUGUGUAUCUAAAUGCUGGAAUCAUGCCUAAUCCACAGCUGAAUAUCAGAGCACUUUUGUCUGGUGUCUUUUCAAGAAAAGUGGUUCAUGUGUUCUCCACAGCUGAAGGACUGCUGACCCAGGAAGACAAGGUCACUGCCGAUGGGCUUCAGGAAGUGUUUGCAACCAAUGUCUUUGGCCACUUUAUCCUGUUUCGGGAACUAGAAUCUCUCCUCUGUCACAGUGACCAUCCAUCUAGACUCAUCUGGACGUCAUCUCGCAAUGCAAAGAAGUCUAACUUCACCCUUGAAGACUUCCAGCAUAGCAAAGGCCAUGAACCAUACAGCUCUUCUAAAUAUGCCACUGACCUCUUGAGUGUGGCUUUGAACAGAAACUUCAACCAUCAGGGUCUGUAUUCCAGUGUUGUGUGCCCAGGUACAGUGUUAACCAAUUUGACAUAUGGAAUUCUACCCCCCUUUGUAUGGACACUGCUGGUACCAUUCAUAUGGCUGUUUCGCUUUUUUGCAAAUGCUUUCACUUUGACAUCAUACAAUGGAACAGAAGCACUGGUAUGGCUUUUCCACCAAAAGCCUGAGUCUCUCAAUCCUCUAACCAAAUAUAUGAGUGCCACUACUGGCUUUGGAAACAAUUAUGUAAUACACCAAAAGAUGGACCUAGAUGAAGACAGUGCUGAAAAAUUUUACCAAAGCUUGCUGGAACUGGAAAAGCAUGUUAAAACCACUGUUCAAAAACCAGAUAAUUAG
This is a messenger RNA of Orycteropus afer afer, 999 nucleotides long. It is a transcript of the gene HSD17B7, whose product is annotated as hydroxysteroid 17-beta dehydrogenase 7. Gene Ontology annotation, cellular component: endoplasmic reticulum membrane. Lineage: Eukaryota; Metazoa; Chordata; Mammalia; Tubulidentata; Orycteropodidae. The record is from RefSeq and is a predicted model, not a curated record. The transcript has 9 exons. Bases 1 to 999 code for a protein of 332 amino acids. Gene Ontology annotation, biological process: cholesterol biosynthetic process. Gene Ontology annotation, molecular function: 3-beta-hydroxysteroid 3-dehydrogenase (NADP+) activity; estradiol 17-beta-dehydrogenase [NAD(P)+] activity; 5-alpha-androstane-3-beta,17-beta-diol dehydrogenase (NADP+) activity.